AUGCCUUCUGAGAUGAAUGCUUUGACCAAUCUGCUCAUUUUUUUGGGUCAAUUUACAUAUGGCUUUUUGGAAGCUAUCUUUUAUAUGAUAGCUUCAAAGCCAAAGAAAAAUGUUGCUGGUGAAAUAGUCCUCAUAACAGGAGCUGGAAGUGGAAUUGGACGCUUAUUAGCCUUAAGAUUUGCCCGUCUGGGAGCAAUCCUUGUUCUCUGGGAUAUCAAUCCAGAGAGCAACCAGGAAACUUCUAAAUUGACCAAAGAAGCUGGUGCAUCAAGAGUGUAUACCUACACCUGUAACUGUGGUGAAAAGCAAGAUAUCUACAGAGUGGCAGAUCAGGUUAAAAAAGAGGUUGGUGAUGUCACCAUCCUCAUUAAUAAUGCUGGAGUUGUAACAGGAAAAAGGUUCCUCGAGGUUCCAGAUGAAUGUAUAGAAAAGGCAUUUGACGUGAAUACCAAAGCACAUUUCUGGACUUACAAAGCCUUCCUUCCUGCUAUGAUUGCUAAUAACCAUGGACACUUGGUUUGCAUUUCAAGUUCAGCUGGAUUAGUUGGAAUAUAUAAACUAUCAGAUUACUGUGCAAGUAAAUUUGCAGCCCUUGGAUUUGCCGAAUCCAUUUUGUCAGAACUACAUGCUGAAAGAAAGACUGGGAUUAAAACAACCAUUGUGUGUCCAUUUUUUAUAAAAACUGGAAUGUUUGAAGGUUGUACUACUGAAAAUCCUCUUCUGUUGCCGAUCCUAGAGCCAAACUAUGUAGCUGAUAAGAUAAUGAAUGCAGUUCUGACUGAACAAGCUUACCUGUUUUUACCAAAAUUCUUGUACUAUAUGUUGUUUUUAAAAAGCUUUUUGCCAAUCAAAUCGGGACUGGCUCUAUGUGACUACAUGAAAGUCUUUGAUGUGAUGAAAUACUUCAAAGGACAGAUAAAAAAGGACUAA
This is a messenger RNA of Gracilinanus agilis (Agile Gracile Mouse Opossum), 930 nucleotides long. RefSeq names its product epidermal retinol dehydrogenase 2-like. The transcript is spliced from 6 exons. The record is from RefSeq and is a predicted model, not a curated record. Gene Ontology annotation, biological process: retinol metabolic process; retinal metabolic process. Gene Ontology annotation, cellular component: lipid droplet. The coding region runs from base 1 to 930 and encodes 309 amino acids. Gene Ontology annotation, molecular function: all-trans-retinol dehydrogenase (NAD+) activity. Lineage: Eukaryota; Metazoa; Chordata; Mammalia; Didelphimorphia; Didelphidae.